This is a messenger RNA of Eublepharis macularius, 2314 nucleotides long. RefSeq names its product ubiquitin conjugating enzyme E2 F (putative) (gene UBE2F). Gene Ontology annotation, biological process: protein neddylation. Gene Ontology annotation, molecular function: NEDD8 transferase activity. Bases 186 to 743 code for a protein of 185 amino acids. Lineage: Eukaryota; Metazoa; Chordata; Lepidosauria; Squamata; Eublepharidae. Gene Ontology annotation, cellular component: nucleus. The record is from RefSeq and is a predicted model, not a curated record. The transcript has 10 exons.
CCUCGGUAGCUGUGCUGAUGCUCAAUAAAGUGUUUUCGCUUUCCGGAAGUCGCGGCCCCUUCCGGUUUUGAGGGGGGAAGGAGGCGCUCGCCGGAGUCGACCGGGGAUGCUUCUGGUCUUGGUCCCAGCGCGGAACUGGGCGGCCGCGGCGGCUUGACUGUGUGGCCAGACUGCAGAUAGCAGUAAUGCUAACUCUGGCAAGCAAACUAAAACGAGAUGAUGGUGUCAAGGGGCCCCGAGCGUCCAACUCAGCUUCUGAUUCAACCCGGAGAGUGUCGGUUAGAGAUAAACUGCUCAUUAAAGAAGUUGCAGAACUUGAAGUAAAUUUACCUUGUACAUGUAAAGUGAGCUUUCCUGACCCGAAUAAACUGCAUCACUUUCGUCUAACUGUAAGCCCAGAUGAAGGUUAUUAUCAAAGUGGAAAAUUUCAGUUUGAAAUUGAAGUCCCAGAUGCCUAUAAUAUGGUGCCUCCCAAAGUAAAAUGCUUGACUAAAAUCUGGCAUCCAAACAUCACUGAGACGGGGGAAAUCUGCUUAAGUUUAUUGAGAGAACACUCGAUUGAUGGUACUGGCUGGGCUCCAACUAGAACUUUACAGGAUGUUGUAUGGGGGCUAAACUCCUUAUUUACUGAUCUCUUGAAUUUUGAUGAUCCUUUGAAUAUUGAAGCUGCAGAACAUCAUUUGCGUGACAAGGAGGACUUCCGAAAUAAAGUUGAAGAUUACAUUAAUCAGUAUGCAAGAUGAUGAAGGGAAAAGGACAGCAGCACUACGGAAGGCGCAUCAUAUAUUGUUGACUGUAACUUGAUUAAAAACAACACAAAGCCUGGAACGUCCUUGUCUUUUGCCCAUGUUGUUCCAGGAAGAAAGCAAGCUUCAUCAUAAUCCAUGUAAAAUGGAGAGUUCGCUGACAAAACAGCAAGGAAAUUGUAUCUGUUGGUUGAAGAAACUUGUUUGCUUAACUCUGUAAUGUCUUCUUUUCUGAAAAUGUACUGUUUAUCCAGGAUUGAGAUACGCUUCAAAAGUUUAAAGAAAUUGCUAUUAAGGUUGUAUUCACACUACUUAAAAAACUUUCCUCAUGACUAGUAGCAAAGGUAUCUUUACUGGAACUUGUAAAAGUUGGCAAAUAAAAAGUAAUCUUUGGGAACAUGAAGAGACAGAAACAGUUGCCUUCGACAGAACUGAAAUAGUUGGAACACAUCUUGCCCCUCAAAUGAUAAUUUCAAUAUACCUAUACUUAUACUUGAUUUAAACUUUUACAAUUGCUGCUCUCGGUUCAAUUUUGGGCUGCAGUGUUUUUAUCUUGCAUUUGUCGUGCAAAGAAAUUAGCAAAACCAAGGCCUGUGUAUAAUUGCAGAGUUCCAUUUUUUAAAAAAUCUGAUGUUUUACAUGCUAUUGCAAUGAAAAAGAAGGUUUUGUUUUCUUUUAAUGUUUUACAUUCUGUGAGGGAGACUUGAUAUGUAAGACUGUUACUUUAAUGAUAUUUGGAAUAAUAAUGUGGAAUAAUAACUACCCAAUGUUCCAGAACCUAGUCCAUGAGAGAAAAUAAUGCACGUUGCAGUUUCAUUAUAAUGAUCUUGGAAAAUAAAUCUUCUGUGGUAAAAGCACUGUGGAGGAAAAGUAGUUUGAAAGCAGAAAAGACUAUCUAUAAGACAAAAUCGCUGAUGAAUGGAGGAGGCGUGUGCCACUUCAGGAACUAAUUAAAAGUAAAUUCCACACAGAAUGUACUCUUGUUACUCCAGUUCUUCCUGAUGUAUAACCAUCACAUCUAUCGCUAAGUAUUUUGAUACUAUUAAUUGGCCUAGGAAUCAGAGGGGAAAAAAUGAGAGAGCCAUAGUUACUUAAAGAAUUUCAUUCUGGGAUCAUAUAGGAAAGUAAAGCGUGUUUCAAUAAAUUGCCAUCAAAGCCAGAGAGAAACGUCGGUGUACUUUUAUAUGUACGGUAUGCAUAACAUUCACCCCGCAAGGCAUUUCUGCUGCCCAGAAACGUUUCCAUGUGUAGGAGCCCCCCAGGAGCAGCAUUUCGGGGAGCGUUCGGGCUGCUGCCGAAGAUGAGGCAGCUGCGCCUGCGGAGGGAUAUGGAUCGAUCAGUGAAAAGGCUCCAUGGGACCCAGCCCGUUCUCUUCACCUUACCAAUGGAUGCGCCUUGUCCUUCGCUAUAUAUGGAGGUCAGCUUGCAGGGCUGCGUUUGGGGGCAAUAAUAAUUAAGCAGAAAUAUUUCUCUUUGAGACUGUAAUGUAUUGCUCAAUUUUAAUGCAAUCGUAUAUCUUUUCUGCUAUGAAGAGAGGUCAUUCUACAUUAAAAUGAUUUUAUUAAUAA